GACCAUGGCGGACAACAGUGGUGCCAAGAGUUCCAAUCCGUUAGAACAGCUGGUGACUCGCCUAACCCCCAAGAUGAGCGGACGAAUGAUGAAGUACCCGUACACCUUCUCUGCCAAGCUUGCGCAGUUCCCCCUGCAGCAUUACGUUAAGAAUGUGUGGGUCGUAAAGUACUACAUCUUUGGGGUUGGACUGAGCAUUCCUGUGUUCUCCUGGAUCCAGAAGAUGGCUUGCUCACCGGAGAAUGUUGCAAAGUUUGCCAAGAAAGACCACUAAGAGGUUAACAUGUGACUAAGAUCAGUUUCCACUCACUUCAGUCUCUGUACAUUAUGUGAAGAAUUAAAGUAUUGUUUAUA
Eriocheir sinensis (Chinese mitten crab) is the source of this 354-nucleotide messenger RNA. RefSeq lists its product as uncharacterized. Bases 5 to 274 code for a protein of 89 amino acids. The transcript is spliced from 3 exons. The record is from RefSeq and is a predicted model, not a curated record. Lineage: Eukaryota; Metazoa; Arthropoda; Malacostraca; Decapoda; Varunidae.